This is a messenger RNA of Lolium rigidum, 3913 nucleotides long. Its product is annotated as ubiquitin C-terminal hydrolase 13-like. Gene Ontology annotation, cellular component: nucleus; cytosol. The transcript has 32 exons. Gene Ontology annotation, biological process: regulation of protein stability; protein deubiquitination. The record is from RefSeq and is a predicted model, not a curated record. Bases 200 to 3538 code for a protein of 1112 amino acids. Gene Ontology annotation, molecular function: cysteine-type deubiquitinase activity; protein binding; cysteine-type endopeptidase activity. Lineage: Eukaryota; Viridiplantae; Streptophyta; Magnoliopsida; Poales; Poaceae.
CACGCGCUCCCCCAAUCCAUUUUUUUUUCCUCGCCCCUUCGUCUUCGUCGUCCCCCUAGGUUCCCCGCUUUCUCCCUUCCCUUGGCCUCUCCCCUAAACCCUAGCACGCUAGCCCCAAAUCCCCGUACUCCGCGCACCGAUCGUCGCCAUCACCCGAUCCCACAUCCGCCCGCCGCCGCCGCCGCCGCCGCCGCUGUACAUGACCAUGGUCACUCCUCUCGCCCCCGAGCAGCCGCCGCCGCAGGACCCGGACGAGGAGAUGCUGGUGCCACAACAGGAGGUCUUCGAGGGGCCGCAGCCCAUGGAGGAAUCCGUGUCAACCGUUGACCAAGAAAACUUGCCUGAUACCUCAACGUCCAGAUUUACAUGGAAGAUUGACAGUAUUUCCAAACACAACGGUGGAAAGCUCCACUCUGAUGUUUUUGUGGUCGGGGGUUACAGCUGGAGAGUGUUGGUUUUCCCUACAGGAAACAAUGUAAAUCAACUUUCGAUGUACCUUGAUGUUGCUGAUGCCAAGUCGCUACCUACUGGUUGGAGUAGGAAUGCCCAAUUUAGCCUUGCUGUGAUCAACCAAUUAGACAGCAAGCACUCAUCGAGAAAAGAAGCAACACAUACUUUUAACUCUCGAGAAAGUGAUUGGGGUUUUACUUCCUUUAUGCCUUUAAUGGAUCUGUAUGAUCCUAGUAAAGGAUAUAUAGUGAAUGAUCAAUGCAUCAUUGAAGCUGAGGUUGCUGUGCGUAGAAUGACGGAUUACUGGAACUAUGACUCCAAAAAAGAGACCGGUUAUGUUGGUCUCAAGAAUCAAGGAGCUACUUGUUACAUGAAUUCGCUGCUCCAGACACUUUAUCAUAUUCACUUCUUUCGGAAGGCUGUAUACCAUAUGCCUACUGCCGAUACACCUCCAGGGAGCAUUCCUUUAGCUCUGCAAAGUCUUUUCUACAAACUUCAGCAUGGCGACAGUAGCAUUUCCACAAAAGAGCUUACCAAAUCUUUUGGAUGGAAUACCUAUGAUUCAUUCAUGCAGCAUGAUGUCCAGGAGUUGAACCGGGUUCUUUGUGAAAAGCUGGAAGAUAAAAUGAAGGGAACUAUUGUGGAUGGAACAAUACAAAAGUUGUUUGAAGGUCACCAUAUGAAUUAUAUUGAGUGCAUUAAUGUUGACUAUAAAUCUACUAGAAAGGAGUCAUUCUAUGAUCUCGCACUUGAUGUGAAGGGCUGCUCGGAUGUUUAUGCAUCUUUUGAUAAAUAUGUAGCUGUAGAGAUGCUGGAAGGUGACAAUAAGUAUCAAUCUGAAAAGCAUGGUCUGCAGGAUGCCAAGAAAGGGAUGCUUUUUACUGAUUUCCCUCCAGUUUUGCAGCUUCAGCUAAAGCGGUUUGAAUAUGAUUUUACGCGGGAUACCAUGGUUAAGAUAAACGACCGUUAUGAGUUCCCACUCCAGUUGGACCUUGAUAGAGAUAACAGGAAAUAUCUCUCCCCGGAAGCUGAUAAGAGUGUGCGCAACCUCUAUACUCUUCACAGUGUACUAGUUCACAGUGGUGGAGUUAAUGGUGGACACUACUACGCCUUUAUUCGCCCAACCCUUUCUAAUCAAUGGUACAAGUUUGACGAUGAACGUGUGACAAAAGAAGACAUGAAUCGGGCGUUAGAGGAGCAGUAUGGUGGUGAGGAAGAGCUCCCCCAUACUAAUCCCGGACUGAAUACAAACCCACUUAGAUUUACCAAGUACUCAAAUGCUUACAUGCUUGUGUACGUACGUGAAAGUGACAAAGAGAAAAUUAUUUGUGAUUUGGAUGAGACAGACAUAUCUGAACACCUUAAGACUAGGCUAAGAAAAGAAAACGAAGAUAAGGAGAACAAGAAAAAGGAGAAAGCUGAGGCUCACAUGUUCACCGCAUUAAAGGUCGCCAGAGAUUUAGAUUUGGCAGAGCAAAUUGGGAGACACGUGAUUUUUGAUCUCGUGGAUUAUGAAAAGAUUCAUAGUUUCCGUGUAUCUAAAGACAUGACAAUUAACCAGGUCAAGGAGGAGUUGUCAAAAGAAUUUCGUAUCCCUGCACACUCCCAGAGAUUUUGGUUGUGGGCUAAGCGGCAGAAUCAUACCUUCAGGCCCAGUAGGCCAUUGAAUCAACAUGAGGAAGCAAAUACUGUUGGACAUCUUAAAGAUACAACUACUCGAUUGCAAGAUUCUGAACUAAGGUUGUACUUGGAAAUAGUACAGGAAAAUCAUUUGACUCUUCCAUUGAAGACAAAGGAUGAUAUUUUACUUUUCUUCAAGCUCUAUGAUCCUGACAAAGAAGAACUAAGAUAUGUUGGAAGUCUUUUCCUGAAAGCAUCAAGUAAGCCAUCUGAUAUAGUGCAAAAGUUGAAUGAGAUAGCUGGAUUUCAGCCUGAUGAAGAUAUUGAGCUGUAUGAGGAAAUAAAAUUUGAGCCAACUGUGAUGUGCGAACCAGUUGACGUUGAUGUUUCCUUCAAGUUGAGCCAGAUUUCAGAUGGUGACAUAAUAUGCUACCAAAAACGUUGCUCUCCAGAUAGUAUGGACCAACAUCGGCAUCCCAAUGUGCCAUCUUUCUUUGAAUAUAUCCAAAAUAGACAGGUUGUGCAUUUCAGAUUGCUUGAUAAGCCAAAAGAAGACGACUUCUCUCUGGAGCUGUCAAAACGUUCCACAUAUGAUGAUGUUGUUGAGAAAGUUGCUCAUCAUCUUGGUCUGGACGAUCCUUCAAAACUCCGCCUUACACAGCACAACCCCUAUUCACAGCAACCGAAACCUCAGUACAUCAAGUACAGAGGUCUUGAUCAUCUUUCGGACAUGUUACAUCACAUGAAUCAGAUGUCUGACAUAUUAUAUUAUGAGAUACUGGACAUUCCUUUACCAGAGCUGCAAGGCCUGAAAAUAUUGAGAGUUGCUUUUCACCAUGCUACAAGCAGCGAGGUGCAGUUUCACGUUGCACGGUUGCCUAAAGGCAACACUUUUUCAGAUCUGUCUGAAGAUUUAAAAUCGAAGGUUGAGCUGUCUAGAAGUGAUGCCGAACUCCGGUUAUUUCAGGUCUUCAAUAACAAGAUAAUGAAGGUAUACCAGCCUGCUGAGAAAAUAGAUUCAAUUAAUGAUUUAAACGGACCUCUUCAUGUUGAGGAGAUUCCUGAAGAAGAGAAAAAUGCUGGUCCACGCGACCGUUUGGUUCAUGUUAUUCACUUCUUCAAAGAUAAUCAGUUAUUGCCAUCUUUGCAGCACAUGCAAUACUAUGGAGAUCCCUUUUUCUUCCUUAUUCAUGAUGGCGAGGCUUUGUCUGACAUCAAAGUGCGCAUUCAGAAGAAAUUUCAGGUCCCUGACGAGCAGUUCCUCAAGUGGAAAUUUGCUUAUAUUGGCUACAAUCGCCAGGAAUACCUCGAGGACACGGACAUUGUAUUGAGCCGAUUCCAGAAAAAUAUUUAUGGAGCAUGGGAGCAUUCCCUAGGACUGGAGCACUCAGACAUGUCCACAAAAAGAGCAUACCUGGCCAGUCAGAACCGUCAUUCUUUUGAAAAGCCGGUGAAGAUCUACAACUAAAGAUGGUGAUAUAUUCACUACUUCAACGUGAUGUAUCCUCAGCUCUGAUUGAUCUGACAGUUCCUUGAAAUGGAUGGCCAACGACACCGUCUUAAUCUAUCCACACCCAGCCGAUGAAUUGGCGGUUCAGUCCAUGAUCAUGGUGUGCUUUUGACCUGUAGUGAACUAGUGAUACAGAUGUAGAACCGGCUAUGAGGGGGUGCUGUGCUGAGUAAUUGUUAUUUUGACAUGUACGUGGAGGGGUGUGUUGUGGCCUGUCGAAAGAAAAUUUCCAUUUGGUUGGCUGUACAGGGUUUUAUAUUAGCACAAAAUUUCCUAGUUCAGUUACUAGUUACAUUUUGUUACCUGUAUAUUUUGCUAAGUUUUUUUUUUUUU